AUGCAACGACAACGAGACAAUGAGGCCACGGACCUGCACAAUGAUCUUGUUCGAAAGUACAAGAAGCAUGGCGCUAUCAUCAAUGAAAUCUGGAGAGAUUUUGGUGUAGGCCAGCGUGCGAAGUGUAUGAAGGCCGGAGCAAUGGAGGGUGUCUUGCUCAGACACUCGGGGGACACUACCCUGGGCGAUAACUACAAGAUCUUUCCCGAAUGGAAUUUGCGCAACUUGACUGAACGGCCCGAAAAUUUUCUGAGCAUGCUAGAGCACCGCAUCGAGAAAACGCCUAUGGAGCAGUACUGUUACGGGCUUAACGGUGGUAAGGGUGAUGCUGAUAUCAUUCAGGAGAGCAUGCGGACGCAAGGUCUACGUCCGCCUGCAUCUGAAAAGGACUGGUACAUGCUGUUUUCCGACGGAGCGGGACUUGUGCCACCAAGUGAUAUCGGCCAGCUGAUCUUAAAACGUCAAGUCACCUUGCUGCGGUCACUCAACAUCCUUAUUGACGAUAUCUUGGAUCAGGGCUCGAAGACGCGGAGUAACGCCCAGCGCCCUAAGAAGCCAGAGGAGAUAACCACUGCGGCAUUCUCAAAAUUGAGCAUCUCACAAUCCCCCGCCAAGCUUUCUCUAGCCGACCUCGUCAACGCUGCCUGCGAUCAGGCGGCUUUGUUCAAGGAACGCAUAGAGCUAUGCUCAGAACCGGCUGUUCUUGCACACGACGUCAGUUCCUGGUUCUGCAGCCGGCCAGAGAUCCUCCCAGACGAGAAAGGACGUCGUUUGCCGGUGGUUUCCGACAAGUAUGUCAGUGCCAGCGUCUUCGACGCUGUCCACAACGCCGUCAAGGCGGCUGUCCUAGGGAAUUACAUGCAUCAGCUCCUCGAGCGUUUCGAAAGCUUGAACCAAGAAGACAAAGCCCACCGGACUAUCCUGCUACAGGAGAUAGCCAACGCCGCCCAGCUCGCUUACGUCUCCGCCCAGGCCUUAUUCAAGCGGCAUAUUCAGUCGCAUUCGGGCAGCAAGUGGUACAAGCGGAUGUCUAAUGUGUAUGACAGCGUUGGCAACGCGCGUGUGAUGCUCAAAGGCAAUCCAGGCGACUUGACGCGAAGCGAUCCUCAACUUCACUACAUGCUCCGGCUCUGCCCCCCUGAUACCACUGCAGCCAAGGCCGUCGAUUGGCUAAAAAAGUUGGGCGAUCUUCAUCAGGCUCAUCCCGAAGAGCAGGAGAAACUGGUCGAGAGUGAGUUCGAGUCUCUUUGUGACCUGGCCACCACAGUCACCUUCAUCCAAGAUGUGACCAGUACAAUCUCAACGCCAGCUCCAUCCCGCAAAAAGGGGCAAUUGUUCGUCUCCAGGUCCCAAGAGCUGGAGAAAGAAUUGAACGAGCUCAAGACCGGCGUUGAUCUGAGGGACUUUGCCGUCCCUAUCGAGGACCUUCUAGAGCCGGGAAUGGCCGCCGAAGCUCUAGAGAACCUUAACCAGUUUAUGAUUGACAAUGCCGGUGCCAAGCUUGGUGUGCUUUACGAAGAUCUUGUUUUCGAAUGCUUCUCCGACCUUGAGAAUCAGUAUGAACAGUACAAGGUCAAGAUCGGCCAAGGCCAAAAGGAGUGGACGCCACUUCCGGUGCCUGCUCCCGAGCCGCGAGAAACUUUGGUAGAGCAGCGGAGGCAGAAGGAAAAGACUCGUCCGGCCCAUGUAUCUGCCUUUGAGGUCGGUCCUGAGGCAAAUGUGUCGACUACAGAGCCGGUCAUUGAAAAACAGACUUUUGAAGUCUCACCGGCGACUGCCGAGGUUUUCAACGCCCUCUUCAAGAAGUCAGAGUCCCGAGGUGCGGUGAACUGGACAGGUUUUGAAGGCGCUAUGGCCGAGAUCGGGUUUUCGGUCCUGCCCAAGUACGGCUCGGUUUUCACUUUCAUGCCGCCAGAUAGUAUGGCAGUAAAGAGGCCGUUCACCAUCCACCGGCCUCAUAAGUCUCAGAUUGAAGGGUACAUGACGCUGGUGUACUCUCGGCGGCUCGCGAGGGCGUAUGGAUGGGAUGAGAAGACGUUUUCAGUUGCGUGA
Messenger RNA from Colletotrichum costaricense, 2052 nucleotides. RefSeq lists its product as uncharacterized. The coding region runs from base 1 to 2052 and encodes 683 amino acids. The record is from RefSeq and is a predicted model, not a curated record. The transcript is spliced from 2 exons. Lineage: Eukaryota; Fungi; Ascomycota; Sordariomycetes; Glomerellales; Glomerellaceae.